CUGCGAUGUGUCAUCUCGACGGAUAAAUUACCGCUACUCCUCUAUGCUGUUCCGAAGCCUAGACAAUGUCUGCAAACGACCGUUAGUCGGGUUAUUAUUGUUAAUUACACCUGUUCUUCACAAUAUCCCUCUCUUGGUGUUGAAUUAGGAGGAUGUUUGCAGCGGGCAACAUGUCGCUCAUGGCGGCGGGUUUGGCGCUGCUCACCGUGGUCCUCUGCUCUUCUCACGUCAGUGCGAAUGAGGACUGUCUGUGGUACGUGGAUAAGAACGGCACCUGGCACAACGGCUUCGACUGCCCUCUCAUCACGUUCUGCUGCGGGAACUGCCACCGACGCUACUGCUGCCUGGACGCCUUCAAGAUGAUCACAGAGAGGGAGCAGAAACGCUGCAUGCUCUUCCAGUUCAGCCCCACUACUUUAGCCGGCAUCGCCUCCUCCAUCCUCCUGUUUGUGGCCAUCAUCGCCACCAUGGUAUGCUGCUUCAUGUGCUCCUGCUGCUACCUCUACCAGAGGAGGCAGCUGAGGGGCAGGACGCCCUACGAUGCCCAGCACAUCCCCAUGGCCAGCUAUCCAGUGGAGCCGAUGUAUGAUGCUUACGGGAAACCCCUGGGACCCUCUCAGUAUCUACAUGCAGGGUAUCCAAUGGCGCCCCACUACCCCGGCAUGCCCCCACACUACCCUAUGAUGCCGCCUGGACACUAUCCCCCACACAUGAUGGAUCCUACAUACGGCCAGGCCCCUCCACCUUACUCUCCACCUCAGUAUCCUGGUCAUUGAUGGGCUCAACUACCCACACACACACACACACACACACUCACACACAACACACACAAGAGUGGGAAACAACAGCAAUUGAGAAAAAAGGACUGUUUGAAAAUAAAAAGGCAGCAACAAUCUCGCACUCAAACACACUCGCAUACACACGCACAAACACACACUCAAAUUAACACUACAGCUCGACCAGCAGCUGGCACUUUAAGUUAGUGUUUUUCUAUGUAUAUUUACAAUGUUGUCCUACUUUUCUGGAGUGUUUACGCAAGUCAAAAUCUGGUCAGCAUCCUGGCGACCAAUUGUUCCUGUCAGUUUUGUGGAGGCCGUCACACUCUCCCUCAAAGUGACUCUGUGCUGCCACUCUGUGCUCUGGAACGCUCACCUCAAUGACAGGAUUUCGUCUGAAGACAGGUAUCAUUACCUUACAGGAGAGGGGUCAGAAGGAAUUUCCUAAAAACUAUAACGCACUUCCUCUUUAGUUUUUAGAGGAAAGAGUGAUUUAGUUUGUCACUUUUGAUACAUUUGAAUCAAUGAAAAACUGCCUGAAGCUACAUUCCAGGUCAAACACUCCACAAAUAUGAUUACAUGAUGUAUUUAUUUCUGCGUUUGAUGUUUUUUUCCCCCCUGUAAUGUGAUAGGGGCAGAAAGGAAAACCAAACUACAUGUUUGAGAAAAGGGUGACAUGUAUGGCUCAAAAAGGCAGAGUGAUCCUGUCUUAGAUGUGCAGAAGGACUUUAAGGUACUCCUUAUUCCAUGAAUGAAGCCUUUAGUCGUCUUUUGUUUGAACUUUUCUUCUUCUUUGUAUCUGACUUGACUAAUUUACGUCAUGGUGGUAUAUUAGCUGCACCAUAUAGAGUAACAUCUCGACAUCAGCAUGCUACCCCAGUCAAAGUGAUCUGUCCUCUCAUGCUUCUCUUCUGGUUUUAAAUGGAUUAGAAGUCUUUAGAUUAAUCCCAUAAUGCCAGGUAGGAUGUUUUCCAGUGAUUUCAUGUUAAAUGUUCAUUUUUUUGUAACAUAUCGGGUCAAGGGAGUUGCAGGUCUAUGCUGCUCAGUUAAAACAAAUGUUCCCACUACAUUAAAUAAGCAUAACGAGCAAAAAACGGAUUAACAUUUAAAAUCUUAUUUUGUAAAUAUUUUCUUCAGCUGAAUAUGUUAUGAUAUUCUAAUAUAUUAAAUAUUAUAGUUAUUUUAAUAAUAAUGGUAAAUCCUAACAUAAAAUACGACAUCUUCACAUUUUUCCAUUUGGUAUUUAUUAUAAUAAUUGAGUGUACUUUUUUACUGUGAAUGGGUUCUCACCUUGUGGACUAGCUACAAAGCCAAACAUCUGUUCUGCUAAAAAAGUCUAUUUUAUUGAUCACCUCUCUUUAAAAUUAUAGUUUGACAUUUUGGGAAUACGUCUGGGAUAUCUUAGAAUCCUUAGAAAGCAGUAAUUUUAACAAUGAAGUGAUAGAAUGGAUUUAAACUGCAGUUAUCUCUAUAUAUAUAUUAUUCUUGUAAAAAAAAGAUUUCAGAUAUCAACAAUCUCAUUCUUCCUAAAUAUAAAACUAUGUCACAUUUGCCAGUCAUAAUUGGGCAACUUUUAUGAUUUAUAGAAUGAACAUUUAUAAACAUGAUUUCAGAUAUGAACAAUUGGAAUUGUUCCUCAUCAUAAUUGUAAUAUCAAAUCCAUAAUGUAAUUAAGAAAAUCAAGAAAUCGCUUGGUAAUUAUUUUAUUUCAAACUUAUUAUCUGGGCAAAGCUAACUGCUAAGCUAACUUUUAGAGCUACAGUUACCACACAGACGUGAAUGGUGGUAUCAGUCUUCUGAUCUGGGGGUCAACAAAAAGAAAGCAGAUAGGUGUGUCUCCCAAAAUGUCAAACUUCUUUUUAAUUCACACUUACAGACGUGGGCUCAUGUGAGGUCAGGGCCUGUAACCUGUAAUGAUUCUGUAAUUGGGUUUAGCAUCGUGCUCAGCCCUGUUCCCUUUGUAAGAUGUGUGAGCUGUGAAACAUGGAGCAUGUGUUGUACAGUAAGCUGUCCGACUAAUAGCCUAGGUGGUGAUCUUUAUUCGGGUGUAAUGUAUCUAUCUCAUGUCGAAAUGAGACAUUAGAUAAUAAUAUGCUGAUGGAUUAGAGAAGCCUGGCACUUCUUUGGGACUCUGCUGUAACUUGUCCCCAAACAAGAACUAUAACUGCUAGUUUACAGAAUAAAUUGUUUCCUUAAAUGG
This is a messenger RNA of Trematomus bernacchii (emerald rockcod), 2976 nucleotides long. It is a transcript of the gene shisa4, whose product is annotated as shisa family member 4. The record is from RefSeq and is a predicted model, not a curated record. The transcript has 5 exons. The coding region runs from base 153 to 776 and encodes 207 amino acids. NCBI's taxonomy places the organism in Eukaryota, Metazoa, Chordata, Actinopteri, Perciformes, Nototheniidae.